This is a messenger RNA of Symbiodinium sp. CCMP2456, 552 nucleotides long. The record is from the annotation of a GenBank genome assembly. NCBI's taxonomy places the organism in Eukaryota, Dinophyceae, Suessiales, Symbiodiniaceae.
AUGGUAGAUGCAGACAUAAUUCAUCCAAGCACACCUCUUAGGAGGCUCAUUGGAGACAACAAGGACCUCAUUGGAUGCAAGGAGGAUCCGGAAGCUUGGAAACCUUGCUUCACGAGUGGUUAUUUCUACACAAUGUAUGACGAGGGCUGGUUACAAAACUUCUGGACCACAGCCAGUGAAGCCUUUGUGAAGAGCAUUUCCCAAAAGAAGCUAUCCUGCAUCGUGGUGGCACUAAGCAAAGGCCUCAGUGAAGGGGACGAACGUCGCUUACAUAAUUCGAUCUUCUGGAAAUAUGAGCUUCGGUCAAUUUCCUCUGAGGUAUCACUCUCACAUGACAAAUGCCCAGGCCUCCGUGCAGAGGACGAUGACUGCGUGGAGCAAUGCGUGGAUAUGGAGGCUGGAUUGUGGCAAGUCACGGUUGACUAUGCAAAGAAGCAUGCAUCAGAAAGGCCAUGCCGGCCGCAACUUCUUGUCGUGGACAUGCGGGGCAUUUGCCAUCAAGUGCGACCGUUGAUUGAAGAAAGGAUUGAAGACGAUCCAAGGCACUCGUGA